AUGGAAAAAUAUUUUGGAAAAGAACGUAAGGAGAGUAAUCUCAAAAAUAUAAGAUCAUACACAAAAGGUGAUGCAAAGGAAAUUAAAUUAAAGUAAUUAAUUAUGCUAUUUAUAGAUCUUUUUAACUGUACUAUCCAUUUGUAAUUUGUAGGUAAGGAAAUACUUUUAGGGAUAAUAGACCAGAACAAAUUAUAUUCAUAAAUUUUGAUAUUAAAUCAGAACCCAAUCUAAUUGACUCAAAUUGA
Messenger RNA from Paramecium primaurelia, 245 nucleotides. The record is from the annotation of a GenBank genome assembly. Lineage: Eukaryota; Ciliophora; Oligohymenophorea; Peniculida; Parameciidae.